UUAAGCCCCUGUGUUAACUCGCUACUAAAGAAGCGUUGCCCUCUUCCCCGUUAGGCAUCACCCUGCAUUAGUAAACAACCCUCAGUUAAUAUCACAACCCUGCACAGAUCAACUCAUACACAGUGAGGACCACUCUCCGUUUUUGUGCUUCUCUUGUUUUGGUUUAUCAAGAAACCAAAGUUUCAAGAAAAGGAUGAGCAUUCAGGAGGACGUCAAGCAGCAGCACCUUGCCGGCCCGGGACCCAUGUCCCCAGCCCCAUCCAGUACCAAGAAAACCCCGAGGAUGCCCAAGUGUUCCCGAUGCAGGAACCACGGAUACAUGUCUCCCCUGAAGGGACAUAAGCGUUUUUGCAACUGGAGAGAUUGCCAAUGUCCGAAGUGCAAACUUAUUGCAGAGAGGCAGAGAGUAAUGGCGGCUCAGGUGGCCCUACGUCGUCAGCAGGCCCAGGAAGAGGAGCUUGGGAUAUGUAGUCCCAUAACGCUGUCCAGCUCAGACAUGGUGGUGAAGAAUGAAGCGGGUGGCAACUGCUUGUAUUCAGUGGAGGGCUGCUCCCCUACCACGUCCUCCAGCUUCUCUGCAUCAACCCCCAUCAAUGGGGGCAGCCCUUCCUCUUCCUCCAGCCCCCCCGUCAAGCCCCAGGCCGAAGGGACCUCUGACCUGACGGUGGACGCCUACUACAACUUCUACCAGCCCAGCCGCUACCCUGCCUACUACAACAACCUGUACAACUACCAGCAGUACCCGGCGGGGCUUAAGGAGCUGUAA
Messenger RNA from Gadus chalcogrammus (walleye pollock), 766 nucleotides. Its product is annotated as doublesex- and mab-3-related transcription factor 1-like. NCBI's taxonomy places the organism in Eukaryota, Metazoa, Chordata, Actinopteri, Gadiformes, Gadidae. The coding region runs from base 194 to 766 and encodes 190 amino acids. The transcript is spliced from 4 exons. The record is from RefSeq and is a predicted model, not a curated record. Gene Ontology annotation, molecular function: DNA-binding transcription factor activity, RNA polymerase II-specific; RNA polymerase II cis-regulatory region sequence-specific DNA binding. Gene Ontology annotation, cellular component: nucleus. Gene Ontology annotation, biological process: sex differentiation; regulation of transcription by RNA polymerase II.